Messenger RNA from Papilio xuthus (Asian swallowtail), 1175 nucleotides. RefSeq names its product lipase member I. Lineage: Eukaryota; Metazoa; Arthropoda; Insecta; Lepidoptera; Papilionidae. Gene Ontology annotation, molecular function: lipase activity; serine hydrolase activity. The coding region runs from base 1 to 1074 and encodes 357 amino acids. The transcript is spliced from 2 exons. The record is from RefSeq and is a predicted model, not a curated record. Gene Ontology annotation, biological process: lipid catabolic process.
AUGCACCGACACACCGUGCUACUGUUUACACUGCUCGCGAUCUUGUCACCUUUACAAGUGACACCUCAAGGUGCACGCCGCUCUGAAGCAGACCUUACUUUCGCUGAACUCCUCUACGUACGACUGUCUAGCGCAUGUAGAGCUCUAGUGGAUCUACAGUUUAAUUCAAUGAGCAGUCAAGAUGAUAUUGUUAAAACAAUGAAAAUUACCCAUCUUGAUACCACUAUGAGAAAAACUUUUGCUAUAGAUAAAGCUUACCAAACACUCACACAACCCGCCAUGUUUGAUAUUACGAAGCAAACGAAAAUCAUUAUUCACGGGUUUAGAGAUAGCUCCCAAUCAUCAGUCUCACAGGAUUUAGCCGAAGCGUAUAAUGACAAACAAAUAUUCAAUGUCUUGUUAGUCGAUGCAGAAGAAAUGAUGAAUAAGGGAUACGUUUUAUCCGUACACAACGCUCGUUUGGUUGGAAAGAGACUAGCAAAUUUAUUGGCGAAUUUAGAAACUUUCGGAGCAAACGCUGAAGACUUUCAUCUUCUCGGCAUCAGCCUUGGCGCUCACAUCGCCGGUUGGACCGGAAAAUAUUUUCGACAGUACAAAAGUCGUUCUAUAGGACGAAUAACUGGCUUGGAUCCUGCAGGACCUUGCUUCUCCUACACGUACGCUGACCAGAGACUGGAUAAAACUGAUGCCUUGUACGUUGAUGUUGUACAUUCAAACAGAUUAAUUCAAGGCGUCAUAGAACCAUUGGGUCAUGCCGAUUUCUAUAUUAAUGGUGGUGGGCCGGUGCAGCCCGGAUGUAUGGUGCCAUCCUGCAGUCAUCUGCGAGCGGCGUCCGUUUACGCCGAAAGUAUAAAAACACCUAAGUCAUUUGUGGGUAUUAGAUGUAAAAGUUGGCAGCAUUUCGAGCAAAAUGCCUGUGAAAAAGAUCUUGCCGUUCUCGGGUACGGGUCUUCGAUAAAAACACGUGGACUUUACUAUCUAAGAACAUCUGGAAGUUCACCUUUUGGCCUUGGAAUGGAUGGGACAAAAAUUACAAAGCCGCCCGUCGACAGUUGGUUAAUGGCUUUAACUUGAACACUAUAAGAAAUAAUUUCUGUGAUAUUUGCCAUAUACUGUACAGACUUUACGCAAACAGUGAGAAAUAUUAAAAAUAUAUUUAUUAGCUUUUUACGUCA